ACUGCGUUUACAGUUUCGUGCGGACGAAUUUUAGAGCAAAAAUAAUAAAUAAGCGAAAAUAUGCAAAAUAAAGUGAAAUACUUGUGCUCCGCACAAAUGAAGCGCGCUAGCAUUGCGUUCGCUACCCAAUAAGCCCGAUCGACCAUACUAACGCCCCAAAAGUGGCCCGCUGCAAACAGGGGAAAGGUGCGUGCCCUGCGUUUCUCGUUUUUUUGCAUUAGAAUGGCAAGAAAGUGUGUUUUAAAGCAAAUUCCACAAAAAGGUGCGUGAUAAAUGCAACAAACUGUAAGCCAGAGCGAGCGAGCAAUCAACUACACCAACUGCAUGUGUUGUGUCGUCGUGUGUGUGAGAGAACGCGCGAGAGUGUGUGCUAGAGAGAGAGAGCGAGAGCGAGUGUGUGUGCAGUGGAGUGGGAAAGAAGCACGGUAAAAAGAAACGCCAAGAAGUUUGCCAUCAUCUCUCUCUCCAUUCGCUGAUAAAGCAGAGAGCAAAUAAACGCACACAAACACACACAGAGUGAUACACGAAUCGAGUGGAAAAUAGAAAAACAAUAAUCAGCAAAAGCAGCCGAGCGGGAGGAGCGUGUAGAAACAGUAAAGUGUAAAGAUCGAAAAUCGAAAGUGUGAAGCAUUUUGUCUAUAAAUAGUGCACAAAAAACACCCAAAUUACCAGUGGAAAAAAAGUACUAAGUAAACCGCAAAAAAACCAUCAAUACACCGAAUAAUCCCUAGUGGAACACGUCUCGGAGUCCGCCCAACACAGUCAGCCAGCUCCCAGCCCCCAGCCGCAACAUGUCCACCCUGGACGCGCGCAAUAACUCGGCCAUGAUGAAGCGGGCCGAGCAGCUGAAGCGCUGGGAGGAGUCGGACACCAACCGGGCCGCGGGCACGCCCCGCCAUGAGCACGGUCGCCGCAUCAAAUUCAGCUCCGGCUGCGUCUUCCUUGCCGCUUGCCUCUCCGGCGACAAGGAUGAGGUUAUCCAACUGCUCGACCAGGGCGCUGACAUUAAUACUGCCAAUGUGGAUGGCCUCACGGCCUUGCAUCAGGCCUGCAUUGAUGACAAUCUGGACAUGGUUGAGUUUCUGGUGGAGCGCGGUGCCGACAUCAAUCGUCAGGAUAACGAGGGCUGGACGCCGCUGCAUGCCACAGCCUCCUGCGGAUUUGUGAGCAUAGCACGCUAUCUGGUGGAGAAUGGUGCCGAUGUGGCCGCCGUGAACAGUGAUGGAGAUUUGGCACUGGAUCUGGCCAUCGAUGUGCAGCACAUGGCCAUGAUUGACUACAUGGAGAAGAUCGUCCAAGAGCUGAACAUUGAUGUUGAGCAGGCGCGCAAGGCCGAGGAGCAGGCGAUGCUGAGCGAUGCCAAGAAGUGGCUGCGCAGCGAUGCCGCCGAGGUGGACCGGCCACACCCGAAGACUGGGGCCACGGCGUUGCAUGUGGCUGCGGCCAAGGGCUAUACGAAAGUUUUGAGCCUGCUGCUGGCGGGACGCGGUAAUGUGGAUCGUCAGGACAACGAUGGCUGGACGCCGCUGCAUGCCGCCUCGCACUGGGGCCAGCGGGAGACAUCCGAAAUGCUUGUCGAGUCCCUGGCCGACAUGGAUAUACGCAACUAUGCGGGACAGUCCUGCAUCGAUGUGGCCGACCGUAAAAUAGUCAAAUUCCUGGAAGAACUGCGGGCCAACAAGCGCAACAAGCGGCGUCCAUCUAGUCAAAUCAGCAGAAUCUCAGAUACGAUUGAAAAUCAUGUGGAUAAGACGCCCACCAAACUGGUGCGCGUUGAAGUGAGAACUGAUGCCACAAAGGAUGCUGCCAGCAGUUCAAACUGCGCUUCCAGUAGUGAAGCUUCGCUUCCAAUCGAUGAUGUUGAUGAUGAUGAUGCUGUGGGCCACGAGAGCGAUGCGGAAGAGCUGAGCGAUUCCACGGAAUCCUCACACACCACAAGUCUAUCUGGCGAGAGCGAAGCCGAGAAUGUGAAGCCCAAUCAUGCCGUCGAGCACCCAGUCGAGGAGGAGGCACCCUGGCGACGCAAGAUGCCACGCGCACCCAACGACAGUCCCACUAAUAAUCAAGUUCCUGAUAGAGAGCUUAGCAGCAAUAGCUCGGAGAGCGCCAACGAUGUCAUAUUGCGACGCACCCAAAGCUUUGAGAAUGAUCAAAAAUUCUAUCAAAAGUACAAUGAGCUGCGAGCCCGCAUAAAGGCCAACUCCUGUCCCAUUCUGCCAGCGACUGCGGCGUCACAGGCGGCUGCCGCCGCCGCCGCUGCUGCUGCGAAUAAUUCAAAUUCCAAUAACAACAAUAAUAUAAGUAGCAAUAACAACAACAAAUUUAACAACAAUAACAACAACAAAAGCGCUCUGCUGCUGGGAUCAACAACAAGAACCACAAAUAACACUGCAACAACAACAACAUCCAGUACAUUCAACAACACAACAACAAGCACACCACAAACAGCAGCAGCAGCCGCAGCCGCAGCAGCAGCAGCAGCAGCAUCCACUGCUGCAACAACAAAUCCAUAUUAUAGCGUACAAAGAUCGGCCUCACUCAAAGAUAACUCAAUGUAUUACAGGAAACCGACCGUUACAGUUGCCACGCCCACAAGCACAGCAGCCACAGCAACGACAACGCACCUUAGUUCACCAUCGACGAAUGUACUAACCCCACCAAUACGCAGCCAAGUCAUAGCGAAAACCACUGCCCAGAGCAAUAAUGGCAGCUCUUCGACGGCCAGUGCCAGUGCCAGCGAUGCGGAGAAUGCCAAGCCUCCGCCCAAGCAAUCAACGGGCAAUAUAAUCAAGAAUUUCUUCAAAUCUUUUGUACCGCCCGUGCGUGACGAGGAGAGCGAAACACAGCGCAAAGCGCAUGCCAAGAGAGUCCGUGAGACGCGUCGGUCCACCCAAGGUGUUACCCUGGACGAGAUCAAGAGUGCCGAGGAGUUGGUCAAGAAGAAGAACAUGGGCAUGUCCAACAACAAUAAUAAUAACAACAAUAACAUCAGCAGCAGCGGCAGCAACGAAACAAGCGAAACAGCGGCAGAGACAGACACAGCCACAGCCACAGCAGAGCCAUCAUCCAUCAGCGAUGCAAGCCAGCAAGAGCAGCAACCUCCACCACCGCCCACCACGCCACCGCCAGCCAUAAUACCCACCAGCGACGAGACGGAGAUCGAGACCAUUCUGGCACCCAGUCCAGUGCAAAGUGGAAACGACACCACGGCCAGCUUCACACUCUCCGCUCCAUCCAGACGCUCUCUGGUGGUCGAUGACGACGAUGCCGAUGCCGGGAUCGAUGUCGAUGAUCCAGAGGCAGUGGUCAGUGCCAGCUAUACGAUAGUUUCGCUGCGGGACAAGAUACCCGACAGUGCUGAGCGUGAGCAAGAGCAGGUGGAAGCCAACAAACAAAAGACUGACGAGCAGCAGGUGGAGAGCGAGGAGCAGAAGGCGAGGCCCACAGAUCUGCCACUGAGUGCGGCCACAACUGAGGCCAUCAAGUCAUCCUCCUCGACCACGCCCGGUUCGCUCGAGAGUCCAGUGCGCUUGCGGGACAAGCGUGGCCUGUCCGGCAGCAGCCAAGAGACGGAUACAAAGUCCGAAACUGCCUCGCCCGUGUCUGCACAUCCAGACUUUAAUGCCCGCGACUCUCUGCUCAGUUUAUAUGCGCGACGCACAACAGAAGGCAGUGGAGGAUCAGCAGCAGCAACAGCAGGUGGUGCUGGUGGUGCGGGUGGCAGCUCCACUUCAACAUCGACAGCAGAACGACGUCCAUCUUGGCGCCUGAAAUUCGAUGCCGGCUCCAAGUUCAAGCUGGAGGACAUCACCAGCGGCGGCACAUAUCCGCCAAACAACAGCACGAUUAUACCCAGCGCUCCGGCGGUAAUGGCCGCUGCCAAUCUGUCGACCACAACUGGUAUCCAGCGACGCAUCAGCAGCGGUCCCAAUGCCCUCAACGCUUCCAAUCAGUCACUGAACUCUGUGGGUCGCCCCAUCUCUGCGCCCAGCGAGAGCAGCAAUCACAGCAGCAGUGCCUAUGCCGUGCCAACAGUGCGCAAAUAUGAAACGACAUCCACAGGAACGGGUGUGGGCGGAGCAGCUACCACAACAGCCACCACAACCUUAAAUUCAGUGUCUGCAACCAGUGCCAAUCAUGCAGCAGGAACAGCGGCAACAACCAAUGCCACAACCAGCCAUGACGAUAAGGAAAACGACAAGGAGAACGACAAUCGCACGCAGACCGUAAUACAGAGACGUCGCAAGCCGAAACGCAGAUCGACCGGCGUGGUGCACAUUGAUAUGGAUGAACUGGAUCCCGAGCGUCAGAACGAGUCGUCCAACAAUGACAACGAGGAGAAGGAGAAGGACAAGGAGAGCGGCAGCGAGCGCACCUCUCGCUCCCGACUGGGCAGCACAACGAGUACGGCCGCAACGAGCACGACCAGCAGCGAGUCGAAGAGCAGCGGCGACAAGGCGGAGAACGGUGAUGGCAUUGACUACAAGGCGCUCUGGGAAGCAGCCAAAUUGGAGAACGAUAAGCUGAAGCAAGUGCUCAAGCAGAAGGAUGACGAGGUUGUGCAGACGCGCGCGACGCUCGAGAGAUUCGCCAAUGCCACCACUAAAAACUCACUCUCUGAGAUUGAGAAACGUGAACGAAGAGCUAUGGAACGCAAGCUCUCCGAGUUGGAGGAAGAGCUCAAGCUGUUGCAGAAGCUAAAGACUGAGAACGACCGCCUGCGCGCCGAGAACCGUGCCCUCACGCGGGUCGUCUCAAAGCUGACCACAUCGGCCCAGAGCCAGCUGGCCAAGGCCAAAUAGAGCCAUAUCGAAACGCAUUUCAAUCGCCUAAGCACACCCCCCACCCAAAAUCACACACAACCACAAAAAACACAACAAAAUAAAUCUCACAAAUGCGCGAAUACGUUAUCGUUUCUAUAUAUUGAAUACUAGAUAUAUUUAACACAUUUCGAUGUCGUGUUGAAUACUCGAAUGAUAAAUAAGUAUACUCCGAAUAUGUAUCAGCACUUGUAACAAUAAUUAAGUGGAAUUAGGUUACCUUUGAGCUCAUUAUGGGGCCUAAGGACCACCACUCACUACAGAUAGAAUUGCAAUCUACCCAUCAAUAAUCUAAACCUUCGAUGAACUCUAUGGGUAGCAAAAAUCUAUUAAAUAUAUUAUAGUACAAUCUUGUUCCCACGGCUUGUUUUUGCUCUAGAUCAAAAUAAUGUUUGCGAAUUUAUUAUGUGUAAUCAAUAUAUCAAUAUAUCGUAUGUACUUAUGGGAAGCACAAGCCACUUGAACUGUAACCGCACUGAUUAAGUAACGUAAAUCAAAACCAUACUCACACUCGAAUCAAAGUAAAGCUCAUUCAAAAACCAACGAAGCACAAAAACGCCCCAAUGUGCCCCACAAGCAUCAGAAUCAAACACACAGCAUCAGCAUCAGCACCAGGCUCCCUUGGGCCAAGGAGCUGCCAAGGAACAUCGGGGGCAGAACGGGAAGGUACAGCAGUGGUCUAGUGGAUGCUGGAAGCUUUACGCAACUCGAUGUCUACAAGUCGGAUAAUCAUCGCCUGAAGGAGGAGAACGCGGCGCUGAUUAGAGUAAUUAGCAAAUUAAGUAAAUGAAAUGAUGUCUCCACAGCUGUAUGGAUCGAGAAUCAUCAUCACCAUCUGUAUCAUUGAGAAACAACCAUUUUUACGUUAUUCACCAGCUGGAAACGGGCUGAAAAAUGAGAAAUAAUAGAGAAGAAAAGGUGCGCGAAAUUCGCUGAAAGGGGGAAAUUUCAAAGUUUUGUUUAUUGAUUGUGUUAGAGAAUUAAGCAUAAGGUGAAACCAUGUUUCCACAAUAUCGUUGAGAAUUGUUUCGUUCGUUUUAUUAUAAAGAAACACACAAAAAAAUCAUAUUUGUAUUUGGUCAAAUUUUAUAUACAAGGUAGUGAAAAUUAUUAAUUAAUAAAAAUUGCACAGAUCAAGCCUAACUAAAUGCAAUGUAAAUCAAUUGUGUGAGGAUCGAGAGGAAAGCAAAUAAGCAAAAAUAUG
Molecule: messenger RNA, 6024 nt
Organism: Drosophila guanche
Lineage: Eukaryota; Metazoa; Arthropoda; Insecta; Diptera; Drosophilidae
Gene: Mbs
Product: protein phosphatase 1 regulatory subunit 12B
Exons: 22
Coding region: 792-4802 (1336 amino acids)
Cellular component (GO): cytoplasm
Molecular function (GO): protein kinase binding; enzyme inhibitor activity; phosphatase regulator activity
Source: RefSeq, a predicted model, not a curated record